AUGAAUGGUCUUCACAUUAUUCAUUUAGAUGAGAUAACACGUUACGAAGAAAUGAUCAAAUUACCAUCGAUCACCGCAAGCAAAAUAGAUAUUAAGAAGCCUACCAAAAAUGCAUCAACUGAUCACCAGUCUAUGUUCCCUAAUCAAUCGAAAAUUCUUGAUAACGAUUCGACCGUUAAGAAAUCUACUCCCUCUACCUCUUUUCUACCGCAAAUUAGCGACAGUGCAUUGAAACCUACAGUUUCAAAUUCAUCUACAAGCAAAGUCCCAACAGGCUCCACUUCAACAGUGAAAUUCUCGAAUGGAGAUGUGUAUAAUGGGUCCAUAGUUGAUGGUCAGAAAGAUGGUCAGGGAACCUAUCAAUGGGCCUCGGGGGGUGAAUACAAUGGAACAUGGAAAGAUAAUAAUUUCCACGGUAGAGGAACUAGAACUUGGCCAUCGGGCGACAAAUAUAUUGGCCAGUGGAUUAACGGUAACAAGCAUGGGCGUGGAAAAUACUUAUGGCCAAGCGGAAAUGUUUACGAUGGAGACUGGAAAGAUGAUCAGAGAACUGGCAAAGGUACAUUUCUAUGGGCUGAUGGUAAUAAAUACAUGGGAGACUAUAUAGCCGGUGAACGAACUGGAACGGGAACCUAUAUAUGGGUUGACGGUACUAAAUACACCGGAGACUUUGUAGCUAAUGAACAGACUGGGAAGGGAACCUAUGUAUGGGUGGAUGGUUCAACCUAUAUCGGUCAAUGGGUGAAGGGAAACAUGCAUGGAAAAGGCAUUCGUACAUAUGCUAACGGAAAUAUCUAUGACGGAGAGUGGAGGAACGAUAAGAGGCAUGGUAAAGGUAACUUGAAGUGGAAAGAUGGUGAGGAGUAUAAUGGUGAGUGGAAAGAUGAUAACUUUGAUGGGCAAGGAACUAGAACAUGGGCAUCGGGAGAUAAAUAUAUUGGGCAGUGGAUCAGUGAUAAACAGCAUGGGCGUGGAAAACACUUAUAUGCAAGCGGGGAUGUUUAUGAUGGAGACUGGAAAGAUGAUCAUAGAACUGGCAAAGGUACAUUUGUAUGGGCUAACGGUAAUAAAUACACCGGAGACUUUAUAGUUGGUGAACGAACUGGGACGGGGACCUCUAUAUGGGUAGAUGGUUCGACUUAUAAUGGUCAGUGGAAGAGCGGAAACAUGCAUGGAAAAGGCAUUCGUACAUAUGCUAACGGAAAUAUAUAUGACGGAGAGUGGAUAAACGGUAAGAUGAAUGGUACAGGUAAUUUCAAGUGGAAAGAUGAUGGAGAGUAUAAUGGUGAGUGCAAAGAAGAUAAUUUUGAUGGUCAAGGAACUAGAACGUGGGCAUCGGGAGACAAAUAUAUUGGUCAGUGGAUCAAUGGUAAACAGCAUGGGCGGGGAAAAUACAUAUAUCCAGAUGGAAAUGUUUAUGAUGGAGACUGGAAAGAUGAUCAUAGAACUGGUAACGGGACAUUUAUGUGGUCUUGCGGUAAUAAAUACAUCGGAGACUUUGUAGUCGAUGAACAAACUGGGACAGGAACCCAUACAUGGGUGGAUGGUUCGACUUAUAACGGUCAGUGGAAGAAGGGACACAUGCAUGGAAAAGGCAUUCGUACAUAUGCUGACGGAAGUGUAUAUGAUGGAGAGUGGAGGAACGAUAAGAAAACUGGCAAAGGUAACUUCAAGUGGAAAGAUGGUGGAGAGUAUAAUGGUGAAUGGAAAGAAGAUAACUUUGAUGGCCAAGGAACUAGAACAUGGCCAUCGGGAGACAAAUAUAUUGGUCAGUGGGUCAAUGAUAAAAGACAUGGGCGUGGAAAAUACUUAUGGUCAGAUGGAGAUGUUUAUGAUGGAGACUGGAAAGAUGGUCAGAGAACUGGCAAAGGAACAUUUAUAUGGGCUGACGACACUAAAUACAUCGGAGACUUUGUAGUCAAUGAACGAGUUGGGAAGGGAACACAGACAUGGGCAUCCGGAGAUAAAUACAUAGGGCAGUGGAUGAGUGAUAAAAUGCACGGACGCGGAAAAUACAUAUGGUCUGAUGGAACGAUACGUGUGGGUCGAUGGAACAAUGGAAAGCAGUGUUAG
Messenger RNA from Adineta steineri, 2073 nucleotides. The record is from the annotation of a GenBank genome assembly. NCBI's taxonomy places the organism in Eukaryota, Metazoa, Rotifera, Eurotatoria, Adinetida, Adinetidae.